AUGACCGAUCAACAUCGUAAGAACGGAAACGAGGCCAUUAAAAAUAAAGAUUAUAUUCGGGCAUGGGAGGAAUAUACAAAAGGGUUAGAGAUUACACCAAAAGAUCCGGUUUUAUGGUCAAAUAGAUCUUUUGCGUGCUUAAAGGCUGGAUUUCCUGAACUUGCCUUGAUGGACGCUCGUAGGGUUAUCAUUUUAUGUGAUCAAGACGCAUUAAGUCGUGAUCAAUCAUUAGAAACCGUUUAUCAAAAAGGGAAGUUUCGAUAUGCCGAAUCUUUGGUUGCGUUAGGCUUACCACGUUUAGCAGCAGAAGCGUUUAGCGUUAUAAUAUCUGAAGAUGAAACCAAACAUUUUGUCGGAAUGAAUUAUUUAGAUCGAAAAAAGGUGUUGGAACGUAGGAUAGAAUUAUCCGAAAUUAAUUUGAAACAAAUACAUCAGAUGGUUGAGGAAGGUCAAAAGGAACACGAAACGUUUUUGAUCACGGAAGAAGACGUUGGAUUUUAUCAAUUUAACGGAAAGUAUCCUUGGGAUCAUCGACCUGAUGAACGUAUAAAAGAAUCUGCCUUGCGGGAACUUCAACAUAAACUUGAUUCGGUUAGUAAUGGCAAAUUAAAGUUGGAUUUUAUCAAAUUUGAUUCGGGCGAUGAAAAUCCGUUAACUCAGUUGGGAGUUGUCUCCAAUGUUGACAUUAAGGUUGAAGAUAUCAUUAUGGAAGAAGAUCCUUUCUUAACCAUUCAUAAUCAUUAUUACCUUCGAUGUGAUUACUGUUUUCACUUUCUUGAAGAGGAACCGGGCGAUGAUGAAGAAUCUCGUUUCAGGUAUCCUUGUCCAAACUCAUCAUGUCAAGAAUCUUUUUGUAAUUAUGAAUGUUAUUGUUUGGCAAGGAACCUUUAUCAUGAUGUACUUUGUGGUAAGGAUAUUGAACGUCUCAUUGAUUACAUUCAAAGGGAAAGAGGAGACAUCAAAAAGAACAAUCUUUUAUUAUUAUUAAAAUUAUUCGCCAUUGGCAAAAAAAGAAGUGUCUGUCCUUUGGAUGUCGAAGAAAUCAAACAUUUGACAAGAUUUAAUACAACCACGAAUGCAUUUGGGGGACCUGUGAUCGAUCAAACCGUUCACGAUACGGCGGCAAUCUUCCCCUUAAUCGCACUAUUUAAUCAUAAUUGUGAUAAUAACGUUGAAGGACGACAAUAUUUACAAGAAUGGCCGAAAUCGAACACCAUCACCAUGCCUUCGAUUUAUAAGAUGCUUCGUAAAACUCUACGCUCCAUUGGUUGUAAUUCUUAUCGAAUGACUAUUAUUGCUAAAAAUGAUAUAAAAAAAGGUGAACAACUUUUUUUGACCUAUUGUAAUCCGGAUUAUAACAAAAAGUCCCGUCAUAAGCAACUUUUACGAUCUUAUGGGUUUCUUUGUUAUUGUAACCGCUGUGAGAAGGAGAAGACCGACGAAUUCAAAACUUUACCUAUUGCUUGGUGUUUGUACUUUCCGGGCGACUUACGCGGUAAAAAUUUGUUAAACUAA
Funneliformis geosporum is the source of this 1515-nucleotide messenger RNA. The record is from the annotation of a GenBank genome assembly. NCBI's taxonomy places the organism in Eukaryota, Fungi, Glomeromycota, Glomeromycetes, Glomerales, Glomeraceae.